AUGAAAAUUGUUAAUUCAAAAUUAAAUACACUUUGUGAGUUUUUACCUUCAGCAGUUAUAUUUGAUAAAGAAGAUUUGCUUUCUUAAGAUAAAAUCAAUAAUCAAAGAUGGAUAGAAGUAGAUAAAAAAAUUUAAUAUAAAUAAAUUGCUACUACUGAAUAAAUAAAGGUAUCAUUCAAAAAAAUUGUAAAGGCUAUUCUUAUAGGGAAUGCAGUUGCUGCUAAAGGUGCUGAAUAAAAAAACUCUUUUCUCAAAAGUUUUUAUCAAAACUUUAGUGGAAUAGGUUAUUUAUUAUUCUCAAAUAAAGCUGAAAAAAGAGCUCAUCUUUUCUUUGCUGAACCUGAUACUUAAACAGCAAUUAGUAAUUAGAAUCUUAUGUUCAACAAAACUUAAAAACCAGAUUUAAAGACUCAAAAUUUUAAUUAAAUUAUUAUACAUGUACAUGGAGGUGGCUUUGUUGCUAUGGGAACUAGGUCUCAUUAAGUGUAUUCGAGAAAAUGGGCUAAUUUACUAAACUAUCCUAUAUUUUCUAUUGAUUAUAAAAAAGCCCCUUAGAAUCCUUAUCCUGAAGGUUUAAACGAUAUAUGGCAGGCAUAUAAUUGGAUAUUGAAUAAUGUCAGCACAUUUUUUAAUAUAUAGCCAUAAAAAAUAGUUUUUGUAGGAGAUUCUGCAGGUGGAAAUUUAAUAAUCUCAUUAACUCUUUUAUGUAUUAAAUUCGGAGUAAGAACACCUGAUGGUAUAGUUCCUAUUUAUCCAGCGUUAAAUUGUAGCAUUAACUUUUUUACACCUAGUUAUUUACUUUCACUUGAUGAUUAAAUUUUGCCUCAUAUGUUUUUAAAAAUGUGCAUUAAUUCUUAUAUUAAAAACGAUUCGGGAUUAGAUGCUAGUCAAGAUUAAUAUAUUUCUCCUAUACUGGCUUCUGAAGAUUUCUUGAAAAGAUUUCCAAAAGUUAGACUCAGUUUCGGUCUUUGUGAUCCUUUAAAUAAUGAUGCUUUUAGAUUUGUUGAAAAACUUAUAUAAAAUGGUGUCGACGUAAAAGCUAUUGCUUACAAUGAUAUGCCUCAUGGAUAUCUGAAUUAUGAUGUACCUGGAGGAAUGAAAUAUGCAGCUAUAUGUGUAGAAGAUGCUGCUAUUUUUAUGAAAGAAAUAUUAAAUUGA
Ichthyophthirius multifiliis is the source of this 1158-nucleotide messenger RNA. RefSeq lists its product as hypothetical. The transcript is spliced from 5 exons. Lineage: Eukaryota; Ciliophora; Oligohymenophorea; Hymenostomatida. Gene Ontology annotation, molecular function: sterol ester esterase activity; triacylglycerol lipase activity. Gene Ontology annotation, cellular component: cytosol. Gene Ontology annotation, biological process: triglyceride catabolic process. The record is from RefSeq and is a predicted model, not a curated record.